Messenger RNA from Meyerozyma guilliermondii ATCC 6260, 465 nucleotides. RefSeq lists its product as uncharacterized. The transcript has a single exon. The record is from RefSeq and is a predicted model, not a curated record. Bases 1 to 465 code for a protein of 154 amino acids. Lineage: Eukaryota; Fungi; Ascomycota; Pichiomycetes; Serinales; Debaryomycetaceae.
AUGCCGCGGGAUGUCUUCUUAGAUGCAUUUAGGGGAUUGACAGUUUUAGAAAUGGAGGGAACGGAGGUGUUGGGGAAUGUCCUCGGCCACGCUAAAUUCACGGAGAAAAAGGUCAACUACGGAGACACAAUAUUCCCAUGCUUUUCCUUUAUCGCUGGUUUAACCAGUAAAAGAGGUCGAAUUGCCCCAAUUAUGAGAGGAAUCAAGUUGAUCUGUUUCGGCAUUAUGUAUAAUGCUCCUCUGGUUAUCAUGGAUAAUGGAAAGUUACGACUUCUCGGUGUGUUACAAAGACAUGGCUUGAGUUCGAUAAUCUUCCACAAUUUGGUACCUGCAAGACUUAGGAAUUCGUUGUAUUAUCCCUUAUUGAUGUUCUCAUUAUGGUUCGCAAUCUCCAUCUUCUACGCUGACAAUAAGAAAGAUCCUUUUGACGAGCCAGGUUCGACCGACCGCACAACAAAAAAUUGA